AUGGCACGCAUCCCAUACAUGGCAUCCUUCUUUCUCUUUCUGACUAAGAUCAGCGUCAGCCAGAGACAAGUAACAGUUCAGAAGGGCCCUCUGUUCCGGACUGUAGGUUACCCUGCCAGCAUUGGCUGCAAUGUGACUGGCCACCAGGGACCCUUUCAGCAGGAUUUCCAGUGGUCUUUUUACCUGCCAACAGACCCAAGCAGGGAAAUCCAGAUCAUUAGUACCUCGGAUCCACAGUUUACAUACGCGGUUUAUAACACUCGAGUUCAAAGUGGAGACAUCUACAUAGAGAGGCUCCAGGGUAACUCCGUGUUGCUCCACAUCUCAAAUCUCCAGAUGAAGGAUUCUGGCAUAUACGAGUGUCACACGCCCAGCACUGAUGAAAGAUAUUUUGGGGUAUACAGUGCAAAGACAGAGCUCAUUGUUAUUCCAGAUACCCUCUCUGCAGCUAUGACGCCUCAGACACUCCAUAAGGAGGAAGGUGAGCCGUUAGAACUUACCUGUGAGGCGUCGAAAGCCACAACUCAGCACACCCACCUCUCAGUCACCUGGUACUUGAUGCAGGGCCGGGAAAGAAGUCAAGCCACCAAGAUUAUUUCCCUCUCCAGAGAUUUCAUGUUGAUCCCUGGGCCCUCGUAUUCACUAAGGUUCUCAGCCGGUGAUGUGGGUCUCAGCAAGCUUGGGGCCACAACCUUCAGACUCUCCCUCAGGGGUCUCCAGCGCUCCGAUCAAGGUGCGAUCUUCUGUGAGGCCACUGAAUGGAUUCAGGAUCUGAAUGAGACCUGGACACUCAUCGGGAAAAAGCAGACAAAUGGAACAACUCUGAUGAUACGCCCAGCAGAAGGGAAGGUACAUGUCUCCAACGUACGGUGGGCAGAAAACGUUACUGAACAUGGAGAGGCGGCCAUCCCCUGCCACAUGGAAGUCCCCGGAGACUCCACCUCCCUGUUGUCUGUGAUGUGGUUCCGGAACCAAGGCCCAUCUGGUAGUAAAAUGCUCGUACACCUGCAGCGCGAUGGUUUGCUGGAGUAUGGCGAGGAGGAGCUCCGCCUGCACCUGCACUGUUUCCGUGCCAACUCCACAGACUUCAUCUUACAGCUGCGGCAGGUGGAGCUGGAGGAUGCUGGCGAGUACUGGUGCGAGGUGAAUAUGUGGAAGCUGCAUGGCACCAACUGGGUCAACCUCUCAUCUGGCCAGUCCCAGCACCUAGAACUCACCGUGCUGUCUGCAGAGUCCACAUUUGCUGGCAAGAUCUGCUCAUCCACCUGGUUACCCUAUUUGUUAACCAUCUGUCCCUUAAUUGUGAUCUUUCUGCUGCUCAUGGUCCUCUCCUUCUUAUAUUGGAAAGUCAAGAAGUUAUCAACCUAG
Messenger RNA from Sorex fumeus (smoky shrew), 1368 nucleotides. RefSeq names its product CD101 molecule (gene CD101). The transcript has 5 exons. The coding region runs from base 1 to 1368 and encodes 455 amino acids. The record is from RefSeq and is a predicted model, not a curated record. NCBI's taxonomy places the organism in Eukaryota, Metazoa, Chordata, Mammalia, Eulipotyphla, Soricidae.